AUGGAAUUUGAACCACCUGACCUUCAGUGGUACUUGUUUCAUUAUUGGCUGUUUCUAUGUUUUCAAGUUAUUGUUGAAGAUGCUCCUGUUUUUGUAAAAGUUGUCGUUGUUAUUUUUGUUGGAGUGGUUGCGAAUUGGGUUGCAGUAGUGGUGUUUGACUUUCGUCUUGCUGUGUUCUUGAGCAAGUGGUGUCCUGAGGGAUCGUAUGGUUCUGGCUGUAAAGAGAGAUGCACCUGUCCUUUUCGUUGGAAUUGUGACAGAGUCAAUGGAAAAUGCCCCUAUGGAUGUCCAGCUGGCGAGUAUGGACAAUAUUGCACCAAAACAUGUAGAUGUUCUGGUUAUGACAACUGCAACCCGAUUUAUGGCACAUGUCCUAGAGGCUGUGCAUCUGGAUACAGGGGUUACGACUGUCAGCAAAGGUGUCCUGGUGGAAGGUAUGGUACUGGCUGUAAUGAGGAAUGCAACUGUCGAGAUAAGGACGUGUGUGACAGAGUCACUGGAAUAUGUCCACAUGGAUGUCCACCUGGUUUCAAGACAGGCGCUUGUAAAGAAGCAUGCUCUAGCGGCACAUAUGGAGAUAACUGUAGUAAAACCUGUCAUUGUAUUGACGACAGUUGCAACACAGUAUAUGGUCAGUGUGCUCAUGGAUGUGCAGCUGGAUAUCAGGGUAUAGACUGUCAAGCAUUCUGCGAUGAAGGCACAUAUGGACUACAUUGCAACAAAACAUGUAAUUGUAUUGAUGAUGACAACUGCAACCCGAUUCAUGGUGCAUGUCCUAAAGGCUGUGCACUUGGAUAUGGGGGUUCCGAAUGUCAGGAACCGAAUCUCCAUGGCUGUACCAUUUUUUCUAAGGUUGACCUCAUAUGUGCUUAUCAUCAAAUACCGGUCAACCCAGACGAUGUUCCUAAAACGGCUAUUACCACUCCUUUUGGUUGUUUUGAAUUUUUAUAUAUGAGUUUUGGUUUGCGGAACGCCACUAGUACGUUCCAACGUUUUAUAGAUGAAGUUGUUCGUGGACUUGAUUUUGUUUUCGCGUAUGUCGAUGAUAUUCUCAUCGCAAGUGAUACGCAUGAAAAUCAUCUCCAGCACUUGUCUCAGCUUUUUCAGCGUCUUCGCGACUAUGGUGUUCGCAUUAAUCCAGACAAGUGUGUUUUUGGGCAACCAUCUCUUGAUUUUCUCGGUCAUUAUAUUGAUUCGAGUGGAAUCAAACCACUCUCGUCUAAAGUCGAUGCAAUUCAGCGCAUCGCACCACCUUCUUCUUUGCGUCAACUUCGCCAUUUUUUGGGUAUAGUUAAUUUCUAUCGACGCUUCAUAAAUCGGUGUGCGGACAAGUUGUUUCCUUUAACGCAGUUGCUAAAGGGCAAUUCUAAAAAGGACGCCCGUCUUACUCUUUCAGCUGAAGCACUGUCUGCCUUUGAGUUAGUUAAAAAGGAACUAGCUUCAAUUCCUGUUUUAGCACAUCCAGCUCCUGAUGCUUCACUUACUUUAUCUGUGGACGCAUCAGAUUCUGCAGUUGGCGCUGUCUUGCAGCACACCGUAGAUGGUGAAACUAAACCUUUGGCUUUCUUUUCUUGCCAGCUAAAGCCGGCUGAACGCAGAUAUAGUACUUUUGAUCGAGAGUUACUAGCAAUCUAUCUGUCAGUUCGGCAUUUUCAGCACCAGCUCGAGGGACGAGAGUUUGUGAUUUAUACUGAUCACAAGCCCCUUACUUUUGCACUAUCUUCUAAAACGGAUAAACUCUCUCCUCGUGCUUUCCGUCACCUGGACUAUAUUUCUCAGUUUACAAGAGACAUUCGACAUGUGCCAGGGAAGGAGAACGUCCCAGCUGAUGCUCUUUCUAGACACCCUGUCAAUUCCAUUUCCUCUCCGGCAGAAAUUGACUUAACUGCUAUUUCGCAGGAUCAACCACCUUUAGCGGAGUUGGAUUUAACUUCGCCCAAGUUUAUCAAUUGUAAGUUUGCCUACCAACCGCUCCCUUCAGCAGAAGGCUCUAUUCUUUGUGACGUAUCCACCGGUUCUCCUAGACCGUUAGUACCUGAGAAACAUCAACGUUCUGUUUUUGAAGCUCUUCAUUCAUUGUCACAUCCGGGUAUCUCUGCCACAGUAAAGCUUGUUACUGCUCGGUUCUUCUGGCCCAAUAUGCGACGAUCGAUUACCUCUUGGGCACGCUCUUGUUUGAGGUGCCAGAGUGCUAAAGUCCAUAGACACGUUCGUGCUCCACUUGGACAGUUUUCUUCUCCUGAGGCCCGUUUUCGCUAUGUCCACCUUGAUUUGGUUGGACCAUGGCCUGUGAGUCGCGGGUUCUCAUAUAUUUUAACCUGUAUUGAUCGUUUCUCACGUUGGCCGGAAGCUAUUCCUAUAGCAGACAUUUCUGCUGAAACUGUUGCGAAAGCUUUCAUGUCUAAUUGGAUUUCUAGGUAUGGUGUACCGUCCAGUUUAACCACAGAUCGUGGUCGACAAUUCGAAGCGUUUUUAUUUCGUGAGUUAUCACGAAUCCUGGGAAUGCAUCAUAUACACACCACUAGUUACCAUUCCGCUUGUAAUGGGAUGGGGGAGCGUUUCCACAGAUAUUUUUCUGCCCUUCCUCCUAUGGGCCCUCGACACCAAAAUCCUUCUAAUGUGCCAUCAAAUCUUGAUUCUUGGACGCAUGUUUUUGUUCGUGAUGAUUCUGUCAAAGGACCUCUUGUUUCUCCUUAUAAAGGACCUUUUCGUGUGAUGUCUCGCACGUCGAAGUAUGGUUCUGGCUGUAAUGAGGAAUGCAACUGUCGAGAUAAGGACGUGUGCGACAGAGUCACUGGAAUAUGCCCACAUGGAUGUCCACCUGGUUUCACGUCAGGCACUUGUAAAGAAGUAUGCCCUAAAGGCACAUAUGGAGAUGAAUGUCAUCACAACUGUCAUUGUAUUAACGACACUUGCAACCCAGUUUAUGGUCAUUGUGCUCAUGGAUGUGUUGCUGGAUAUCGGGGUAAAAGCUGUCAAGAAUUCUGCCACGAAGGCACAUAUGGACUACAUUGCACCAAAACAUGUAGAUGUUCUGAUUAUGACGCCUGCAACCCGAUUCAUGGUGCAUGUCCUAGAGGCUGUUUACAUGGAUAUGGGGGUUUCGACUGUCAGGAACCAUGUGCACCCGGGACUUAUGGUUAUGAUUGUACAGGAGUUUGCAACUGUCGUGAUAAUGCUACUUGUUACAUAAUGAAUGGUAACUGUUCAAAUGGAUGCGAAAUCACCUACACAGGAGCUGAUUGUCAGACUCCAACGUAUAUAUUCGAACUUAUUGGAACCGGAAUACUAGUGUGUCUAGUUUUAAUAGCUGUGUGUGUCUACUGCUGUAUAUCAAUGGUUUCCAAGAAACGAAAGGCUGAGAAAGAAAAGAACCCCCAAAAGUUUAAAGAGAAGCCUGAAAAAAAAACCAAAGCUGAGAAGAGUAAAGAAAAACGCGAAAAAAAACCGAAACCUGAGAAGACUAAAGAGAAGCCUGAAAAAAAAGAAAAAGCGAAAAUUGAUAAGGCUAAACAGAAACCUGAAAAAAGAGAAAAAGAGAAAACUGAUAAGGCUAAACAGAAACCUGAAAAAAAAGAAAAAGAGAAAUCUGAUAAGGCUAAACAGAAACCCGAAAAAAAAGAAAAAGAGAAAACUGAUAAGGCUAAACAGAAACCCGAAAAAAAAGAAAAAGAGAAAACUGAUAAAGCUAAACAGAAACCCGAAAAAAAAGAAAAAGAGAAAACUGAUAAGGCUAAACAGAAACCCGAAAAAAAAGAAAAAGAGAAAACUGAUAAGGCUAAACAGAAACCUGAAAAGAAAGAAAAAGAGAAAACUGAUAAGGCUAAACAGAAACCUGAAAAGAAAGAAAAAGAGAAAUCUGAUAAGGCUAAACAGAAACCUGAAAAAAUAGAAAAAGAGAAAAUUGAUAAGGCUAAACAGAAACCUGAAAAGAAAGAAAAAGAGAAAACUGAUAAGGCUAAACAGAAACCUGAAAAGAAAGAAAAAGAGAAAACUGAUAAGGCUAAACAGAAACCUGAAAAAAAAGAAAAAGAGAAAACUGAUAAGGCUAAACAGAAACCUGAAAAGAAAGAAAAAGAGAAAUCUGAUAAGGCUAAACAGAAACCUGAAAAAAUAGAAAAACAGAAAAUUGAUAAGGCUAAACAGAAACCUGAAAAAAUAGAAAAAGAGAAAACUGAUAGGGCUAAAGAAAAGCCAAGUAAAACUAAAAAAGAUGAUAAAACACAGAAAACCAAAAAAGCCCCAAAACCUGAGAGUAAAGAAAAGCCAAAGGAAACAAAGAAGCCUGAGAGCAAAGAGAAACCCCAAAAAAAGCCUAAAGUUGAGGAUCAACAAAAACCUGAUAAAGCACGGAAACCCGAGGGUAAAGAGAGACUCGAAAUGGCACGGAAACCUGAGAGUAAAGAGGAACGUGAAAAAGCCCGAAAACCCGAGAGUAAAGAGAGACCCGAAACGGCACAGAGACCCGAGAGUAAAGAAGAACGUGAAAAAGCAUGGAAAGCUGAGAGUAAAGGGAGGCCUGAAACGGCACGGAGACCCGAGGGCAAAAAGGAAUGGUUAAAAGCAUGGAAAGCUGAGAGUAAAGGGAGGACUGAAACGGCACGGAGACCCGAGAGUAAAGAGGAAUGGUUAAAAGCAUGGAAAGCUGAGAGUAAAGGGAGGCCUGAAACGGCACGGAGACCCGAGGGCAAAGAGGAACGGGAAAAAGCAUGGAAAGCUGAGAGUAAAGGGAGGCCUGAAAUGGCACGGAUACCCGAGAGUAAAGAGGAAUGGUUAAAAGCAUGGAAAGCUGAGAGUAAAGGGAGGACUGAAACGGCACGGAGACCCGAGGGCAAAGAGGAACGGGAAAAAGCAUGGAAAGCUGAGAGCAAAGGGAGGCCUGAAAUGGCACGGAUACCCGAGAGUAAAGAAGAACGGGAAAAAGCAUGGAAAGCUGAGAGUAAAGAGAGGCCUGAAACGGCAUGGAGACCCGAGGGUAAAGAGGAAUGGUUAAAAGCAUGGAAAGCUGAGAGUAAAGGGAGGACUGAAAAGGCACGGACACCCGAGAGUAAAGAGGAAUGGUUAAAAGCAUGGAAAGCUGAGAGUAAAGGGAGGACUGAAAAGGCACGGAGACCUGAGGGCAAAGAGGAACGGGAAAAAGCAUGGAAAGCUGAGAGUAAAGGGAGGCCUGAAAUGGCACGGAUACCCGAGAGUAAAGAGGAAUGGGGAAAACCCCAGAGAGCUGAUAUUAAAGACUGGCCUGAAAAAGAACGAAUACCUGAAAGCAAAGCGAGACCUUUUAGUAAAGCGAUACGCGACAUAGCUGAUAAAAAAGAAAAAGCUGCGAAAAUACAUUUUCCUGAAAAAACACCAAAAAUUAGUAGAAUAGAGUCACUUGAAAGCAAAAAGAUAUCUGAGCAUUUCCAGGUACCUGGGAAAACACAAAAGACUGAGAGAACGCCAAUAUCUGAAAGAAUACAGAUUUCUGAAGAUAAACAGGUAUCCGAUAAAACACAAAUUCAUGCAAAAACACCAAAAACUGGUAAAAUACACACUGAUUAUUAUCAAGUACCUGAGAGAUCGCAGAAAUCAAUAACAAUCCAGAUUCCGGAAGAUAAACAGAUAUUUGAGAGAAUACGAACUCCUGAAAAACAACCAAAAACUUGGAAAAUAAAGCUACCUGGGUUUAAUAGGAUAUCUAAGUUUUUCCAGAAACGUAGGGAGGUACAGAUUCCUGAAUGUAAAGAGAUAUCUGAAGAAAUGUCCGAGGAGACACCGAAAGAGGAGGCCAAGCAGGCAACUGGGGAGUUAUCUAAAUAUUUUCAUAUAUCUGAGUAUGGGCUGAUACCUAGGACAAAAAUAAUUGGAUUACCUAAGGACCAUGUGAGGUUUGAAGACGAAAUUACUUCUAGUUAUCGGCCAUUAAGUGAUCCACCAAUUAUGAAAUACAUAAAACAACAAUUGCAACUGUCUGAACCGUUUUUAGAUGACUUUUUGACGUUACCAAAAGGCCUAAUCCACCCUACUAAAGCGGCUAGUAAGACAGUGAACACAGGAAAAAACCGCGACAAAUCUAUACUUCCAUAUGAUCAUUCUCGCAUAAUUCUGCAUCCAGAUGAGAUAUCAUAUUCAGAUUACAUUAAUGCAUCCUAUUUAAACAAUCGGAAGUACAUAAUAACUCAAGGGCCUCUAAAAGAAACCAUUGUAGAUUUUUGGAGAAUGAUAUGGCAACAAGAAUGUACAACGAUUAUCAUGUUUCAGAAUAUGAAGAAAAAGGAAAGAUAAAAAAUAUUCAGUACUGGCCAAAUGUCACAGAAACAGUGGAGUAUGGUUUAAUGAAAAUUAAAACCAUUAGUAUAGCUACAAACGCAGUCUACGAAAAGAGGAAAUUCCACA
Molecule: messenger RNA, 6375 nt
Organism: Octopus sinensis (East Asian common octopus)
Lineage: Eukaryota; Metazoa; Mollusca; Cephalopoda; Octopoda; Octopodidae
Exons: 25
Coding region: 1-6264 (2087 amino acids)
Biological process (GO): protein dephosphorylation; DNA integration
Molecular function (GO): protein tyrosine phosphatase activity; nucleic acid binding
Source: RefSeq, a predicted model, not a curated record